CUUCACUGCAAACCUAAAACCCCCGACCCUAAAUUUCCACCGACUCAAAACAAAUUUCAGCACCGCCAUAAAUCACCAGCUCAUAAAUUCACGUCUUUCACGGAUUAAAAUUACAGCUUUGAUAUGUUUUGAAUCACGUAACAUAGCCGCAGUCUUAUAUACUCGUCAAUUUCAUAUUAAUUUUACAUCUAUUAUCUAUACACACACAGACACACUCGAUCGUGUGUGUGAUUAUAUUUUUUAUGUAUGCGUGUAUGAUUAUAUAUUCAGCUUGAAGAAAAAUGGAGUUUGAACCAAUGAGUAUGGGGAAUGAUGUGAUCGAAUUUGAUAUGAUCGGAAUUGGGGGCGGGGUUGUGGAUGGCGCCAUUGACAUUGAACACCCGAUAGAGGAUGAUGAUGAUGAUGAUCGCGGUGGCGGUGCAGGAGUUUCUGUUGAAAUUCAUGCGCGGGAUGGCGAUAUGAACCUCGAACCUUGCGAGGGGAUGGAAUUUGAAUCGGAGGAAGCUGCGAAAGCCUUCUACAAUUGCUAUGCGAGACGGGUAGGGUUUAGUACCCGUGUGAGCAUGUCAAGGAGGUCUAGGCGAGAUGGAGCGAUUAUCCAGAGAUCGUUCGUUUGUGCUAAACAGGGCUUCCGAGUUGACAAGGCGAAACCGAGCUGCGAUGGCGAUGGCGGCCGAGUUAAGCGCCCUAGGGUGGAGACUAGGGUUGGUUGUAAGGCAAUGCUGUUGGUUAAGAUUCAGGAGGAGUCAGGGAAAUGGAUAGUUGCUGGGUUUAUCAGAGAGCAUAACCACGAGCUCGUCCCGCCUGAUAAGGUGCAUUGUUUGCGCUCUCAUAGACAUGUUUCCGGGGCAGCUAAAGCUUUGAUUGAUACCUUACAGGGAGCUGGAAUGGGCGCGAGCGGGAUCAUGUCUGCAUUGAUCAAGGAGUAUGGCGGGAUUAACAACAUCGGGUUUACAGAGCGCGAUUGCAGGAAUUACAUGAAGAGUAGUAAGCAGAGGACACUUGGGGGUGAUCCCAAGAUCCUCCUGGAUUAUUUGAAACAAAAACAUGCUGAAAAUCCAGCAUUUUUGUAUGCUGUUCAGGGAGAUGAGGAUCAGUGUAUGAGUAAUGUUUUCUGGGCUGAUCCUAAUGCCAGGAGUAGCUAUACUUAUUUUGGUGAUACUGUAACAUUUGACACCACUUACAGGUCAAAUCGGUAUCGAUUGCCUUUUGCCAUGUUCACAGGGGUGAAUCAUCACAGACAGCCUGUGUUAUUUGGUUGUGCCUUCCUACCAAAUGAGUCCGAGGAAUCAUUCGUUUGGUUGUUCAAGACUUGGCUCACAGCAAUGUCUGGGAAACCACCUGUUUCGAUUACAACUGAUCACGAUAGACUGAUCAGGUUGGCUGUUACAGAGGUUUUCCCUGAGACACGACAUAGGUUCUGCAUGUGGCAUAUCUUUAAAGAAUGCCAAGAAAAGCUUUCAGAUGUGCUCUCCAAGCAUCCAAACUUUGAAGCAGAGUUUUACAAAUGUGUGAGUGUGACUGAGUCCAUCGAAGAGUUUGAGUCUUGUUGGUUAUCCCUAAUUGAUCGAUAUGAUCUCCGGGAAAAUGAAUGGCUUAAGACAAUAUUUGCUGACCGUGGGCAAUGGGUGCCGGUCUACUUGAGGAACACGUUUUUUGCUGAAAUGUCUAUGACUCAACAUAGUGAUAGCUUGAAUUCAUAUUUUGAUGGAUACAUGAAUGCAUCAACAACUCUCCAGCAAUUUGUCAAACAAUAUGAAAAGGCUCUGGAGAGUCGCUAUGAGAAGGAAGUCAAAGCAGAUUAUGACUCCAUAAACACUGCCCCUGUUCUUAAGACUCCAUCGCCCAUGGAGAAACAGGCUAGUGAGAUUUAUACUAGAAAACUGUUUGCAAAGUUUCAAGGAGAGUUGGUUGAAACACUAGGUUUUUUGGCUACGAAAGUUGAGGAUCAGGAGCUAAUAACUACAUAUCAGGUUUCCAAAUUUGGGGAAAGUCAGAAAUCAUACUUGGUGAGGUAUAAUGUUGGGGAUAUGAAAGCAUUGUGUAGCUGCCAGAUGUUUGAAUUCUGUGGUCUUCUCUGUAGGCAUAUAUUGACAGUCUUUAGAAUCACGAAUCUUCUUACUCUACCUUCUCAAUAUAUCCUGAAAAGGUGGACUAAGAAUGCAAAAAGUAGUGUCAUGUUGGAUGAAGGAACCAACAAUUCAUUAAAUAGUUGUCGAGAAUCUCUUACUCAAAGGUAUAACAAUCUUCAGAACGAAGCGCUAAGAUAUGUAGAUGAAAGUGCCGGAGAUGAGGAAAUUUAUAAUGUGGCAUUGGAUGCUUUACGAGAGGCUGCAAACAAAGUUGCCAUUGCUAAAAGGAACAGUGACAAACUGUCUAUUGUCAAUGGACCUGGGGACAUACAAGAAUGCACCAUUCAUUUAAGCCAUGCAAAUACCAGAAGUCAGGAUCAUCAAUUGGAUACAGAGAAACCAUUACCCCUAGAUGAACAGGACAGAAAGAUACAGAGCCUAUCGAGGCAGCUUGAGCAUGCAGAACAAAAAUGUGAAGCAUAUCGCGCAAACUUACUGUCAAUCUUGAAAGAUAUUGAGCAGCAGAAGCUUCAAUUAAUGGUUAAAGUUCAAAAUAUCAAGUUUGGGUUGAAAGACUAAGGAAUGACUUUGUAAGUUGUUACAAAAUGGUGUUUGGUUUUACUACUUUUUAGCUGCUUAAGUAAUUGAUAGCAUUCUUUGUAAGUAUUUUUUUUGUUUUCAACUAGCUAUUCACAUGAAGCAAAACUGAGCUCAGUAAUAGUCCAAUUAGACAUAUGGGUACAAAUGAAAAUGGGGUUAUGUAUCUUAAUAUAUAAUAUUAGGUUGUGCACCUUUCAUUAAUAAAUAAUAAUUUGACAAGUGAAUUAGGUAA
Molecule: messenger RNA, 2904 nt
Organism: Ipomoea triloba (trilobed morning glory)
Lineage: Eukaryota; Viridiplantae; Streptophyta; Magnoliopsida; Solanales; Convolvulaceae
Product: protein FAR1-RELATED SEQUENCE 5-like
Exons: 2
Coding region: 282-2651 (789 amino acids)
Biological process (GO): regulation of DNA-templated transcription
Molecular function (GO): zinc ion binding
Source: RefSeq, a predicted model, not a curated record